UCUGCAUCCUCUCCCUGCCCCCACCCCAUGAAGAGAGGUCCUCAGAAGGGUGAGAGUGAGGGGAUGUGAAUAGGGCACUGGGUGAUCAGGACUGUGGAUGUCUUGACCGAUGGGUGGGUGGAACCCUUGGGCCUGGCAGGAGGAGAUAAGGGUGGGAAGCAGCAGGCAGGCAGGCAGGCAGAGCUCCAGGACCCAGUGUCUGCCCAGCACUCUUCACCUCACCUUGGAGAGCUUCCCGCACUUGGGCCUCCCACCUCUCUGACUCCAACAGGAGCUGGCUUGAGCUCAGCCUCCAGCAGGGAGACCGCCCUGCCCUCCAGCUUACUCUGUUCUGUCCUUGCACAUCCUGCGCUUUGAAGCCUCUUGCUCAGCCCUGUGGCUUCCCCAGAAGCCUUGGCUUAGAGUGGAGAUGCCGCCUAUACAGAUCCCCAGUCCACCAUCAGCCUCCAGGCAAAGUCAGCUAGAAUCCUACCUUCUGGCAUCCAGGUCCUGGGCAGAACCAGGCUCCCCUCUGAUGGGAUCAGGAGGCCGUGCUGAGUGUUUUGGCUACCAGGUCCCGCCCAUACCCAUGCAUCCCCCACCAUGCCUCUAAAGAAUGUAAUUUAUUGGGGCACCCCCAGUGCUUUCCUUACCUAACUCUCUGCCCUACCUUAAUCACACUCCCAGCUUUUCUUCUCUACAAAUACAUAUAUGUGUACAUAAUUAUAUAUAUUUUUUUGCCCAGAUCUGGGUUUUGUUCCUGCCCAGAUGCUGGCAUCCCUUUCCACUGUGUGUGUGUGUGUGUGUGUGUGUGUGUGUGUGUGUGUGUGUGUGUGUGUGUGUGUGUGCGCGCGCGCGCGCGCGCACUGAUGAUGCUGGGGGAGGGGAACUCUGCUUGGAAUUAAAAGGUUGCAUUGGGUCCCCAAAUCUAUUUGUUUUUUAUGAGCCACUAGGUCCAGGUGAGAGGGACAGAUGACGCCAGGCUGAGGGAAGUCACGGGAGUAAGGGUUGGAAUGGGAGCACAUAGGGUUGGAGGAAGUAGAGAGAUGGUGUACAUACUGCCCUUCCCCAACCUGGGCCACGCUGGGGCUGGUCCAGCAGGGCCCUGCCAGCCACCUCUCCUUCAGGGGCGAUGUGAUGGUGAAUGGCAGAGGGGCAGAAACAUACUCUGGAGCCUGACAAGAGAGCCAGCUAGGAGGGAAGGCUGCCCUGUCCUCCCCGAGGCCCUAAAUGCUCCCUUGGCAGGCAAGCUCAUCAACAGCUGGUUUGACUGCACCCUCCAGCGCCGAAGAUACUCACAGUUCAAUGGGAAGGCCAAACGCACAGAAAAGGUCAACAGGCGGGAGCCCAGCAUUGACCUGCUGGAGGCAUUCGUGGAGCACUGGAAGGGCAUCACGCACUACUACAUCGAAAGCACAGAUGAAGACACCCCAGCCAAGAAGACAGAUAUCCCCUGGAGGCUGAAGCAGAUGCUGGACAUCCUGGUGUACGAGGAGAGGCAGCAGGCGGCCAGCGAGGCCGGGCCGUGCCUCGAGUACCUGCUGCAACACAAGAUCCUGGAGACCCUGUGCACCCUGGGCAAGGCCGAGUACCCCCCAGGCAUGCGGCAGCAGGUGUUCCAGUUCUUCAGCAAGGUGCUGGCCCAGGUGCAGCACCCUCUCCUGCAUUACCUCAGCGUCCACAGGCCUGUGCAGAAACUUCUCCGGCUUGGUGGGACAGUUCCUGGGUCCCUCACAGAAAAGGAGGAAGUGCAGUUCACCACUGUCCUCUGCUCCAAGAUCCAGCAGGACCCAGCCCUGCUCACCUACAUCCUGGAAGGUAAAAAGACGGUGGCUAGGAAGCAGGUAUCCAGAGAACCCACCGCCCUGCCUGGAGAGAUGGCCAGCAUCGAAGACAAGGACCACCCUCACAGCAAGGCUCCUGACACGGGUCCCUGUGGAGCCGGGGCCUUGACCACGCAGCUGCCUGCUGAGACCGAGGAGCCCAGUGGAGGGAUUGGGGAGAACAACCUGGUCACCUCCCUGAUUGGCUUGUGCAAGAGCAAGAAAGGUCGGGUGGCCCUGAAGGCCCAAGAGAACCUGUUGCUCCUGGUUAGCGUGGCUUCCCAGGCAGCUGCCACCUACCUCGUGCAGAGCAGCCCCUGUUGCCCAGCAAUCGUUGAGCACCUUUGCCAGCUGUACCAGUCCAUGCCCACGUUCCUGGAUCCCGCAGACAUUGCUACUUUAGAGGGCAUUAGCUGGAGGUUACCCAGCGCCCCAUCCGAUGAGGCUUCCUUCCCUGGCAAGGAGGCCUUGGCUGCCUUUCUGGGCUGGUUUGAUUACUGCGACCAUCUCAUCAUGGAGGCACACACGGUGGUCGCAGAUGCCUUGGCGAAGGCUGUGGCUGAGAAGUUAUUCGUGGAGAUUCUGCAGCCCCAGCUCCUGCACGUGUCUGAGCAGAGCAUCCUGACCGCCACUGCCCUGCUCACAACGCUGCUGCGCCAGCUCCGCUCGCCUGCACUGCUUCGAGAGGCCGUGACUUUCCUCCUAGGCACGGAGCAGCAGCCUGCAGCCCCGGAGGACAGCCCCUGCACUCUGUGCACUCACCUCAUCAGGCACUGCGACCAUCUAUCUGAUGAGAUCAGCAUUGCCACGCUGCGGCUGUUUGAGGAGCUGCUCCAGAAACCCCAUGAGCAGAUCGUCCGUAGCCUGAUCCUGUGCCACCUCGAGGGCCGCCUUUACGUGGUCCGGGGCUCACCGGAGCCCGAGAGCUAUGAGGACACUCUAGACCUGGAGGAGGACCCCUACUUCACAGACGGCCUCCUUGACUCUGGCUUUCAGCCCUCCAAGCCUCCCCCAGCCCCUGCCACCAACUUGGAUGGCAAAACGGCGGUGACUGAGAUCGUCAACAGCUUCCUCUGCCUGGUUCCUGAGGAAGCCAAGACGUCAGCCUUCCUGGAGGAGACUGGGUAUGACACAUAUGUCCACGAUGCUUACGGACUGUUCCAGGAGUGCAGCUCUCGAGUCGCCCCCUGGGGCUGGCCCCAGGUUCUCACGCCCCUGGACGCCCACGAGCCGGAGCGGCCUUUCUUUGAGGGUCACUUCUUCCGAAUGCUGUUUGACCGCAUGUCCAGGAUUUUGGAACAGCCAUACAGCCUGAACCUGCAAGUGACCUCAGUCCUGUCCCGGCUCGCCCUCCUCCCCCACCCCCUUAUCCACGAGUACCUCCUGGACCCCUACAUCAACCUGGCCCCUGGCUGCAGGAGCCUGUUCUCUGUGCUCGUCCGGGUAAUUGGGGACUUGAUGCAGAGAAUUCAGAGGGUACCCCAGUUCCCAGGCAAACUGCUCCUGGUGCGUAAGCAGCUGAUGGGUCAGGUCCCUGGGGAACAGCUGGACCACCAGACCCUCCUCCAGGGCGUGGUAGUACUGGAGGAGUUCUGCAAGGAGCUGGCCGCCAUUGCUUUCGUCAAGUUCCCCCCACAGGGUCCCCACCUGUGUCUUUCCCCACCUCCGGAAGGGCAUGUCUGAGCCAGGAGCAUGACGGGAGGGGAGGCUCCUGUCCUCACUUCUUCCCAGGAGCUGCCUCUUGCCUGGCACAGCCACCACCACUCUCUUGCCAGGGCAAGGACUUGGCUCCAUCUCCUCUGUAUCCAGGGACCUCUGCCUCUGGAGGCCUGGGCUUUUGCUCCCAGGUUACCUCGAAGAGACCUUGCCUUGUUGGCUACACCAGGCUGGGCUUUUAAGGAAGUGGGUCUCCAAGGUACUAGACGUCAAUGAGCCAAAGAGGGGACCUCCCAGGAAGCAUGGUGUCCUUGGGGCCUUCUCGGGGGGAGAUGGGUAACGGCCAGGUGAGCACCCGAACUCAGACUCUCCUCUGUUCUUGUGUCUGUCACCUGCCUCUACGGACCAUUUGUGGCCUGGGCCAAGACCUGUGACUCAAUCACAGGGCACUAAGGGAAGUGAGCUGAUGGCUCCAAGGUUGGUCAGGACCGUAGGUCAGAAAGAUGGGGGCAUGGAAGCCCUGUCUCUGUCACACCAGGUACCGUAGAUGCUGCUGAGACAUUUUUUCCCCCUGCCUUCUUAACCCUUGGGGAAGGUACAGCGGAUGGCAGGGGUAGCCCUCUCUUCCUGCCUGGCCCUCCUGGACACUGUUGCAAAAUCCCCAACCGCCUCAUGGCAAGUGGCCAAAGCAUGCUCCGCGCCCAGGCGGGGGCAGCUGCUAAUGAGAACCUUGAUGCAACUGCACCAGGGCGGGAGAGGGCCUGGGGAGCUGGGGCUGGGUGCCAGGCCCCAACUCCAGCUGGUUUCUCUCUGGCGCCUCUGAACCCGUCUCAGCAGGUCCACAACACCUGGGCAGAGGGGCUGAGAGACCGGGGGAGGCCAGGCGCAACCUCCAGUGUUCUCGAUGGAGUGCUCUUCCAGAGGAGCAGGAGAGCUCAGGGUACAGAUGAGGCCAGGAUGCCCACCUGGCUGCAGGCCCCCAAGGUCUGGCAGGGAGGGGCUGGGGCACGGGCAGCAGUCCUGGUGAUCUUCUCCCUGCCUGCCCUCCGCGGCUGGGGCUGCCACCCCACCCGGCCUGAAUCUGUCUCGGCCUGCAGGAACGCACCGGCGGCGCCAGGCAUUACCUCACAGCAGGACUGCAGUUGCUGGCUUUGCUCCUGGGCAAGGAGGGGCAGGCCAGAGCCCCUUUCGCUUCCUUUUCCUGCCCAUGCCGCUUCUAGAAGCCAGCCACAGGUUGCCAAGAGGUGACAUGAAAGAGGAGGAAACUCAAUGACCUCUACCUCUCCCGCAUUCCUCCAAGCUGGGGAGGACUGAACUGCUUCUCUGAAGGACACCAGGCAUGUGCGUGCGUGUGUGUACACAUGGGUGUUGGCGUGGAACGGGGGAGCAGAGCUCAGUGGGCAAAUGGGGUCUGGACUCUUCAGUUCCGAAAACAGUCAAGCAUCCAGCAGUCACAGACACACCCUUCCUCGAUGCACUUUGGCAUUCUCACAGUGUCCCCCCACCAGACACCGCGGCAAUAAAUGGUGUGGUUGCGUGGA
Molecule: messenger RNA, 4999 nt
Organism: Hipposideros armiger (great roundleaf bat)
Lineage: Eukaryota; Metazoa; Chordata; Mammalia; Chiroptera; Hipposideridae
Gene: FHIP2B
Product: FHF complex subunit HOOK interacting protein 2B
Exons: 17
Coding region: 993-3485 (830 amino acids)
Source: RefSeq, a predicted model, not a curated record